Messenger RNA from Perkinsus marinus ATCC 50983, 738 nucleotides. RefSeq lists its product as hypothetical. The coding region runs from base 1 to 738 and encodes 245 amino acids. The transcript is spliced from 4 exons. Lineage: Eukaryota; Perkinsozoa; Perkinsida; Perkinsidae. The record is from RefSeq and is a predicted model, not a curated record.
AUGACCUCGGCUGGAGAAGGUCGGGACUCGCUCGACAAGGGAGGUGAUGGUAGUGGCAAGCGGAAACCGCCGGCGUCUUCGCCACAGAAGCGGAGUGUAGACGAUCGGGAUGACGAACUACACCUACUGCAAGGAAGGACUAAUGGUCACUCACGAGACGAUGAUGAGGAUCAACGAGGCGUCCUGGUGAGCAGCCAGGAAGUGCCGCAGUUGGGCCGGGGGAUGAACGAUGGAAUGGUUGACCUGGGCGAGCUGGGAGAGCCCCCUGUCAAGGUCCCUAGAGUAGUUGAUGUGAUACCACGCGAGUCGACAUCUAAGCCUGGGGGGGUCACUGAGGAGGAGGAGGAUGCUGUCAGCUUUUCAUCGGAGUGCAGUGUUGAAGAGGAUGACGAUGAUGACUCGAGAGGCGGCAAGAGCGUCGUUGAGCCAGAGGUCCCCCCGGCUAGGGCGGAGGAGUUGGAAAUGUGGGUCGACAUGUGUGAGGCAAGCAACAGGAUACCGAAGGCGUCCUUGAGGUCUGUGGAAGUGAAGAGUGCAGGGCCCUUCAGCUUUCGCCUCCUAGUCUACCCUUGUGGUACUCAAGACGCCCGCCACGGGUCGGACUACGCUCCGUCGGCAUUCGUCGAGAUUGUCCCUCCUGAGAAGCGCGGUCUUAAUUCGGAACCAGGGAGGUACUUCCCGGAUCGCUGGUGUCUGCGUUGUGUGAACUUCUGCAUCAGCAUCAUCAACUUCAAGUAA